Aethina tumida (small hive beetle) is the source of this 3576-nucleotide messenger RNA. RefSeq names its product probable DNA mismatch repair protein Msh6 (gene Msh6). Gene Ontology annotation, biological process: mismatch repair. The record is from RefSeq and is a predicted model, not a curated record. Bases 45 to 3398 code for a protein of 1117 amino acids. The transcript is spliced from 11 exons. Lineage: Eukaryota; Metazoa; Arthropoda; Insecta; Coleoptera; Nitidulidae. Gene Ontology annotation, molecular function: mismatched DNA binding; ATP binding; ATP-dependent DNA damage sensor activity. Gene Ontology annotation, cellular component: MutSalpha complex; nucleus.
GAGUGAGGUUCUAAUGUUUUGUGUUAUAUGAUUGAGUUAUUAAAAUGUCCAAACGACAGAGCAAUACAUUGUUAAACUACUUUUCUUCUCCUAAAGGGAAGUUAACACCUAAAAAAGAAGAAACAGUAUCAUCUAAAGCAAAGCCAACUCCUAAGAAAGCCCAAAUAGUUUCACCUAAACCAAAAGCAACUCCCAACAAAGAGCAACAUGCCUUUGUUAAAUCUGAAGAUUCAGAAGAUAUUACUAAAAGGAAGUUAAAGCAAGAAGUACAUUCUGAUGGAAAUGAAAGUGAGGAAGAGCAGCUAAUAUCUAAACCAAGAAAACGUAUAAGGGUUUUGUCUGACGACUCAUCCGGAACUGAAAAUGAAUCACCUAAUAAGCCAACGACAAAAAAGACAAAACUGGAUUCAUUUCAAUUUAAACGUCGAAAUUCAGAUUCUGAUGAAUCAAACAAGAAACAGAGAAUUAAAAGUCCAGUUUCAGAAUCUAAGUUGCCAAAGCCAGCUGAAUCUAUUUCACACAUUGAGGGAGACAUUCAUUCUAAUUGGACCCACAAUAAAUUAGAGUUCUUGAAGCCCGGCAAGAUAAAGGACAAAUCCGGCCACAAAAUGGAUCAUCCAGAUUAUGAUCCUCACACUCUUUAUGUUCCAGAAGACUUUCUGAACAAACAAACACCGGCAAUGCGGCAAUGGUGGGUUCUCAAAAGUGAGCAUUUCGAUUCUGUUUUAUUUUUCAAAGUUGGCAAAUUCUAUGAACUGUACCACAUGGAUGCUGUAGUUGGAGUUCAACAAUUAGGAUUCACUUAUAUGAAGGGUGAAUUUGCACACUCCGGAUUUCCUGAAACAGCAUAUGCAAAAAUGGCUAGUACUUUGAUAGAUCUGGGAUUUAAAGUAGCAAGAGUUGAACAAACUGAGACACCAGAAAUGAUGAAUGAAAGAAUUAAGACCACUGGUAAAAAAAGUAAAUUUGACAAAGUUGUUUCAAGAGAAAUUUGCCAAGUAACUACAAAAGCAACCACAAUUUUUAGUGCUCAAAUGCCUGAAGCUAGGAGCAGUUCAGCUUGUAAUCUAUUUGCCAUUUGUGAAGUUCCUCAAGGAAAUGGAACGUCUAGAUUUGGAGUUUGCUUUAUAGACACUUCUAUUGGAAUAUUUCAUUUGACUGAAUUUCAAGACGAUAAACACUGUUCUAAACUAUUAAGUUUGUUUGCAGAAAAUCCUCCAACCUCUAUCCUCACUGAAAGGAACAAACACAAGUCAUACUUUAAUGAACUUUUAACCACUUAUUUCAAAGAUAUCCGCAAAGAAAGUUUAUUGCCAAAAUCUCAGUUCUACACAGCAACUUCAACUUUAGAAAAAUUAUCUGAAUCCUGCUAUUUUCGAAAUAAAGACGGAAAGUUUGAAUGGCCAGCACUUUUCCAAGAAAUAGCAGAUGGAUGUCAACCAAAACCAGAGUAUGAACUGGCUUUAAGGGCACUUGGUGCCUGUCAUUGGUACUUAAAAGACUCGGAAUUAGACAUUCAAGUAUUUUCAUUAGCGAAAUUCGAAAAGUAUCAUUCUCUGGAUUUAAAUACUAAGAAUAAAUCUAUAGCACAGGACUAUAUGGUUCUAGAUUCGACUACUAUUCGAAAUCUGGAUCUUCUUGGUGGGAAAGGUUCACUGCAGAAAACUUUGGAUCAUUGCCAAACUGCGUUUGGUAAAAGGUUGUUGUCACAAUGGAUUUGUCGUCCUUUAUGUGAUAUUAAUAAAAUUCAAGAACGACAGAAGGCCGUGUCAGAACUAGUAAACAAUCCGUCUGUCUUGAAAUCAACUCAAGAAAUUUUGAAGAAGUUGCCGGAUUUGGAACGUCAAAUAGCUAAGAUCCAUAUUUAUGGGAACAAAUUUUGUGCACAGAAUCAUCCAGAUGGUAGAGCUAUAUUUUAUGAAGCAGUUACAUACUCCAAAACAAAAAUAAAAGAUUUAUUAAAAACAUUAAGGGCCUUUGAACAAGUACAAGAGUUACCAACUAUUUUUAAAAACUGUGAAUCAAGACUAUUAAGAAAAAUAACACAGAACAAACCUGACGGCCUCUUCUUGGACCUGAGUGAAACUUUAAACUUCUUCAAAAAUUCAUUUGAUCAUCAAUCUGCUGAAAAAGAAGGCAAAAUCAUUCCACAAAAGGGCCUUGACGCUGAUUAUGACAAGAGUGAAGAUCGAAUUGAUGAAAUAAACAAACAAUUGGCUGAUUAUUUAAAAGAACAAAGUAAAAAAUUCGGAUGUUCUUUAAGUUACUUCGGCAACGAUAAAAAAAGAUAUCAACUUGAUAUACCAGAGAAAAAGACUCAUUUGGUAGAUUCUGGGUAUUACUUAGAGGGUGCGAGGAAAGGUAAAUCAAAACGAUAUCAUACAGAUACAACAAAGAAAUUCCUGUCUGAUAUGAUGAGGGCAGAAUCUGACAAGGCAAAAAUUCUCUUGGAUUUGAAUAGAAGAAUCUUUGAAAAGUUUGGUGACCGGAGAGAUGAGUGGGAUCAGGUUAUUCACUGUUUAACAAUUUUGGAUGUUAUCUGCUCUUUGGCCGAGUAUGCGGCAUCCUUUUCUCAUGACAUUUGUCAGCCUAAACUUAAAUCUAUGGAUGAAGAUGCGAGUAUUUCUAUUGAAAAUGGUCGACAUCCAUGUGUCUUGAAUAUAAACACAUUUGUACCAAAUGAUGUCAAAAUGGGGGUGGAUGAUCAUGCAAAGAUUUUACUUCUUACUGGGCCAAAUAUGGGUGGUAAAUCUACUCUUAUGAGACAAGUGGCCAUAAUUUCAGUUAUGGCACAAAUGGGCUGUUUUGUUCCCGCCUCUUAUUGUGAGAUGAAUUUGGUAGACAGAAUCUUUACAAGGCUGGGGGCAUAUGAUGAUAUUGUACAGGGCCAGUCCACAUUCUUCGUUGAAUUGUCAGAAGCUUCUUCUAUUCUACAACAUGCCACAAAAUAUUCACUGGUUCUUUUGGAUGAAUUGGGCAGGGGAACUUCAACACAUGAUGGUAAUGCUGUUGCAACGGCUUACGUCAAAAAAUUGAGGGAGAUUCAGUGUCGGACCUUCUUCUCUACUCACUAUCACACUUUGGUUGAUCACUUCAUUGAUGAUAAGGAUAUACAACUAGGCCACAUGGCUUGCGUUGUUGAGAAUGAUGAAGAUCCCACAGAGGAAUCGGUCACAUUCUUGUAUAAGAUUGCGGAAGGCAAGUGCCCGAAAUCGUAUGGUUUCAAUGCUGCACGUUUGGCUGGUUUAAAACACGAAAUAAUUGCCAGAGGACGCGAAGUUGCUAAACAGUUGGAGUCUGAGAGUACCAACCGUACAGUGUUCUCCAAAAUAUUUACGGAAAUCAACACUUGUUCUAUAGCUGAUAUUCGUAAAACGCUUGCCAGUUUAGUUUUAUAAAUAAAGUGUUACGAUUUAUAUCAUUCCAGUUUAGCUUUUCUUGUAAUAGUGUAUUAUAAUUUUUUUUUUCUUACAAGAAGAUGUCUGUUUGUUAUAUGUAAAAAGCUAAAUAUAUAUAGGAAGCAAUUUUGUUUUAUGUAUUUUGUUUAAUAAUAAACUGACGCUUGACAUAUGUGAA